GUUCAGUCCUGUCCGUGUGGCGGCGCUGUGAGACCCCCGGUGCCCGCUGCAACAAGUCUCUGUAUGUGUGUGUGAAUGCCGGGGCCUGCAGCGGAGCGCAGGAUGGCGGCGGCUGUCGGUGCGGCUGCUGUGGAGGCCGAAUCGUCGGACAGUGAGCCGGAGCAGGAGCACGGAUCCCCGCAGAAACUCAUCCGGAAGGUCUCCACGUCCGGGCAGAUCCGGAGCAAGACGAUUUUAAAAGAAGGAAAGCUGAUGAAACAGACAAAUUUUCAGCGCUGGAAAAGACGUUACUUUAAACUACGGGGAAGAACGCUGUACUAUGCUCAGACGGCCAAGUCAAUCAUUUUUGAUGAAGUUGAUCUGACGGAUGCCAGCGUAGCAGAAUCCAGCACCAAGAACGUCAACAACAGCUUUACUGAACCACAUCGAACCACAUCGAUCUCAAACCCUCAAUGCUCAAGAACAACCAUAACAACAAAAACAACAAACAAUUGCGAGCCGGCCAGAUCCAGCUCCGUUCCUGCUUGGUGUCGUACUCCACUGCUAUUUGUCUCUGAGUGAUGACGACUACAUGCAGCCGGUGCCAGCCAGACAUCACUUCAGUCUUUUGACUUCAGAGGAUGAACUGAUGCCAACUCCAACUGUAAGACAUGGGAUACUUCAUAUGCCACUGCCUGAACCUUGGACUUAUGACCGGCCGGUUGAACUGCGAGGCACCUCACUGAUCUCUGCCUGCAUCACCUCGGUCUAAUGAUGGACUACACUCUUAUAAUGGAAUGCAUAGACUAUCAAUUAAUUGCCAACAAAACCCUUCAUCAGACAACUAACAAAGGACAAUGCAUCUAUGUGAACUUCUGCAGUUAAUCCAGGAUGAACUUCAAAGACAGUCAUUAAUCUUACAGUUCAUACAAAAUCUUUGUUUCAGCACUGGCCCUUAACACUUACUUUCUAAUUUUAAACCAUGACUUGGACUGCACAUAAAUAACUAAUAUUGGCAUUAUAUUCAUGUUGUUUAGUCAGAGGGGAACUGGCCCCCACAUUGAGGCCAGUCUCACAUGGAGUUUUGUGUUCCUUUCCAAAGUCGCCUUCAGCUUGCUCACUGGGGUUCUAAAUACAAUUAUAUUUAAUACAACUAUUUAAUUAUAUAUUUUUAUGCACAAUUUACAAUUACAUAAUGAUGACUGUAAGACUUUAUAGAUAUUACAGUUUCAUUUUCUGUUAAUGCAUGAUUUUCUGUAAAGCUGCUUUGAAACGAUGUGUGUUGUGAAAAGCGCUAUACAAAUAAAAAUGACUUGACACACACACACACACACACACACACACACACACACACACACACAGAUGUCUGCUAAAUGGGGACAUCUAUCGUUUUUAUAUAAAGCUUACUGUAAUUAUUAUAAACAGACACUUUUUUUGCAUUAAUAGAAUUUUAAAAAUAAUUAUUUAAUUUAUGCAUUAAUCGUUUUACAAAUUGAGGAUGUCCCAAAAUGUGUCCAAAGGGAGGUUUUGUCAGAUUUUGCUCACUUCUGGUUACAAAAUUAUAGCCAAGUAACCACACACACACACACACACACACACACACACACACACACACACACACACUGGAGUCUGUUUAUUCUGGUAAACAAAAGUGUGAGAGAGAGAGAGAGAGUGUGUAUGUGUGUGUGUUUGUUUUCAUACUCAUUUUUGCUCUGGUGGUGAUGUGUUGGUUAGUGGGUGGGGUCUCUGAAAGGAAGUGGGUCUGUGAGUCACUGAGAUGGAAAGAGGGAGGAGUCUGUGAAAGACUGAGGGGAGGAAAAGAGAUGGAUCAGCUGAGGAAAGAGAGAAAAUGAAGAAUUAGCUGUCUCAUAAACUGCUCAACAAACUACGCAGACAAACAGAAAGAGAGGAGAGAGAGACAGACAGAGAGAGACGAGCCUUCAAGGAGCAUCUGGAUUCUGCCAGCAAUAAGUAAUCACUCCGUGUCGUCGGUUGAUUUUGUGCGCAGAGAAUAGGAAAGAGAUGGAGGAAUGGAUCGCAGCACUGAAGAGUGUUCAGAACAGAGAACACUUUGAGUCCACUCAGUUCAGUAUGGAUCACUUUUCGGGGAUGCAUAACUGGUACGCCUGCUCGCACGCUCGUCCCACAUACUGUAACGUCUGCCGGGAGGCGCUGUCAGGGGUCACCUCUCACGGACUGUCCUGUGAAGUAUGUAAAUUUAAGGCUCACAAGCGUUGUGCCGUCAGAGCCACUAAUAACUGCAAAUGGACAACACUGGCCUCCAUCGGCAAAGACAUUCUAGAGGAUGAAGAUGGGAUCUCGAUGCCUCAUCAGUGGUUGGAGGGAAACCUGCCCGUCAGUGCAAAGUGUACCGUGUGUGAUAAAACCUGCGGCAGUGUUCUGAGACUGCAGGACUGGCGAUGUUUAUGGUGCAAAGCCAUGGUGCAUGCUGGGUGUAAAGAGCAGCUCUCUCUUAAGUGUCCGUUGGGUCAGUGUAAAGUGUCUGUGAUUCCACCCACCGCUCUCAACAGCAUCGACUCCGACGGGUUCUGGAAGGCGACGUGCCCCACGACCUGCACAAGCCCGUUGUUGGUGUUCGUCAACAGUAAAAGUGGAGACAAUCAGGGUGUGAAGUUUCUACGCCGAUUUAAGCAGCUUUUGAAUCCCGCACAGGUGUUUGACUUAAUGAAUGGAGGACCUCACCUGGGUUUGCGUCUGUUUCAGAAGUUCGAUACGUUUCGUAUUCUGGUUUGUGGAGGUGACGGCAGUGUUGGUUGGGUUUUAUCAGAGAUCGAUGCUCUGACGCUACACAAACAGUGCCAGUUGGGCGUGUUGCCACUGGGAACCGGGAAUGACCUGGCGAGAGUUUUGGGGUGGGGCUCGGCGUGUGACGAUGACACACAGUUACCCCAGAUACUGGAGAAACUGGAGAGAGCCAGUACAAAGAUGCUGGACAGAUGGAGCAUUAUGGUAUACGAGACCAAGUUUCCACGGCAACACUCCAGCUCCACUGUAACAGAAGACUGUAGUGAGGACUCCGAGGUAAAGGUGCAGCACAUUCUGACUUAUGAGGACUCGGUUGCAGCUCACCUCUCCAAAAUACUGACGUCUGAUCAGCACUCUGUGGUCAUCUCCUCUGCCAAAGUCCUGUGUGAGACUGUAAAGGAUUUUGUCGCGAGAGUCGGCCGUGCAUAUGAGAAGAACACAGAAAGCUCGGAGGAAUCAGAGGCCAUGGCUAAAAAGUGUGGUGUAUUAAAAGAGAAGUUGGACUCGUUAUUGAAAACGUUAAACGAGGAAGCCCAGGCCACCAGUGUGAUGCCCGCGCCUCCGCCCACCAUCGCUGAGGAGCAGGACGACGGGGAGGGAGUGGUGCUGGCUCCGCCCACAGCCCUACCCACAGUAACUCCCUGCUCGCCCCGCCCAACCGCCUCCAUCUUCAAACCGCGAGAACAGCUGAUGCUCCGUGCAAACAGCCUGAAGAAAGCCAUCAGACAGAUCAUAGAGCACACGGAGAAAGCGGUGGAUGAACAGAACGCUCAAACGGAGGAGGUUUUUGCUUCUCUGCCAGCGGAGGAGGAAGACGAAGAUGAUGAAGCUGAUAAAUUAUCUCUACAGUCUUCAUACAGCAACAGAGCACGACCCAGUAGAAGAGCCUCUAAGACUCCUUGUGAGAAGCUCAUCAAUAAAGGGAGUCUGUUGAUUGGUAGCUCCGCCUCACUCCCUGCCCAGACAGGAAGCAGGGAGAAUAUGCCCAUGCUGAACACCAAGAUCCUCUACCCAAGUCUCAGGGCAGGUGUGUCGGGCUCUUUCAGUGGUUCAGUCAUCAGCAGGCUGUUGGUGAAUGCCGACCUGUUCAACUGUGACCCAGAGAACCUGGAUCUGUACACAGAGAAAUGUGUGAUGAAUAAUUAUUUUGGAAUCGGUCUGGAUGCCAAAAUCUCUCUGGACUUCAACAACAAACGUGAUGAGCAUCCAGAGAAGUGCAGGAGUCGCACUAAAAACAUGAUGUGGUAUGGAGUUCUGGGCACCAAAGAGCUUCUUCACAGAACAUACAAGAACCUCGAACAAAGAGUCCUACUGGAGUGUGACGGGAGGCCCAUCCCUCUUCCGAGUCUCCAAGGAAUCGCUGUGUUGAAUAUUCCAAGUUACGCAGGAGGAACAAACUUCUGGGGCGGAACUAAAGAGGAUGAUAUGUUUACUGCGCCGUCGUUCGAUGAUAAGAUUCUGGAGGUGGUGGCUGUAUUCGGCAGCAUGCAGAUGGCUGUUUCAAGAGUUAUUAAUCUACAGCAUCACCGUAUCGCACAGUGUCGGAUGGUGAAGAUCACAAUUCUGGGUGAUGAAGGUGUGCCAGUACAGGUGGAUGGAGAGGCCUGGAUCCAGCCACCCGGAUACAUCCGAAUAAUCCACAAGAACCGCUCACAAACCCUCACAAGAGACCGGGAGUUCGAGAACACUCUGAAGUCGUGGGAGGACAAACAGAGAGGAGAGAUUCCACGGCUCGUAUCUCAGCAUGCGUCACAACCGGAGGUUGUUUCUGAAGAGGAAACCGCUCAGAUCAGUCUGUUUGGACAGGCGGCCGGUGCUCUGAUACACAGUAUCAGGGAAGUGGCGCAGUCUCAUCCCACUAUCGAGCAGGAAUUAGCUCAUGCUGUUAACGCCAGUUCUAAAGCCAUGGACCUGGUGUACGCAAACUCUAAAAGCAGUGGGGGUUUGACUUGUAAUGUGGUGAUGGAGAUGGUCAAUAAUGUUACAGCUCUUCACAGUGAAACUGAACUUCUGCUCUCUGGAAAGAUGUGUCUGCAGUUGGAUCCUCCUCAGCGGGAUCAGCUGAUUGGUGCGUUGGGAUCUGUCACUCAACAGUUACACAGACUGACAGAUAUCAGCUGGCUCAGUCAACUCAUUGACCCUGUUGACGAGGAGGAGGAAGGUCAGCUGUUUGAUUUCUCCAGGAGGAGUCGCAGUGCUAAAUUCCGCCUCGUGCCCAAAUUCAAGAAAGAUAAAAACAACAAAAAUAAGGAGAUGUGUGCCGCCCCCAACAUGCCUGUGUAUAUGUGGGGUGUUGAUGAGGUGGCCGUGUGGUUGGAGAUGCUGUGUCUCUCAGAGUAUAAAGAGAUCUUCAUCAGACAUGACGUCAGAGGACCAGAACUUCUUCAGCUGGAGAGGAGAGACCUGAAGGACUUGGGCGUAACUAAAGUCGGCCAUAUGAAACGGAUUCUGCAGGGAAUCAGGGAUUUGAGUCGAAACAGCAUAGUCAGCGAAGCCUAGACGCUCCGCAACCAAUCAGAUGCCUCAUUCAGAAGUGACCAGCUUCAUCUGGCCAAUCAAACGCUCGGUCACGACAGGAACCAGCCAUACACAGCCCACCGCCUCAUUGGGACCAACGCCAACUCCACUCAGAGCUCAGCCAAUCACAGUGCCUUCUGUUCUCCACCUUUGUGACAUCGUUUUGGGGAAAACUAUUUUACUACAUGGGAGGGUGGAGGUUUAUCAAGAGCCUUCAGCACACAAAGGGUCAUACCAAUAUCGGACAGGAGCAAGAAAAUACCUUGGCAAUCGUGUGCAGUGAACUUUAAAGUCAACAUGAAAUCAAAAUAGACCCUGUUUACUUUCUUAAUAAAUGUUCCUGGUGAGAUAAUGCACAAUAUUUUAAAGAAAAACCAAACAGAGUGUUUUAUUUUUUUUUUGUCAUAAACUUUCCUAAACAACUUUGAAACUACUUUUCUUUUCUGCUGAUGUCAUCAAGGCCGUGUGGGCGGGGUUAAAUUCUAGCUGCGUCCCAAAUCGCAUACUUCUGCACUAUUCUACACCUUUUUGUAGUGUAAGUGGUGUGUUCACAUUGAAAAUGCAGCGAAGAGUACUAUGAGUACCCGGUUGAUGUACUACUUCAACCAAAUAAAUGCCCACGGCUUGCCUUACGUAGCAGAAGAGGCGGGGUUACCUGGCCGUGAUUCAAACAUUUUUUAAAGAAUGUUGAAUGUGGCAACUAGCGAGACUUUUGUGAAGACAGAACCCUACAAAUGUGAGUUAAUGCUUUACCAUCACCCCACUCUCUGUGAAUUUGUGCGUUAUUUGAGAUAUAAAUGUUGGACUGAAGCUGGAUAACGCGGUAAAGCUAGCAGCAACACAUUGCAUGCGUUUGAAAUGUCACUUCCUUCAGUUGAAAAAUGGCGAAUGCUUCCAUGUUCCAUUUGAGACGAUACUACAAUUUGAAACUUCAUACACUAGAUGGCGAGUACAUUCAGUACAUACAGUGCAGAGUGGAAGCGCACAGUGUAUAGUGCAUCGUUUGGGACACAGCUAAUAUUUACCAAUAAUACCAUAGCCCAUGUUUCAAGAUCCCUUCAAAUCCUGGUGAAUAAAAUGAAGGCCUCAGAAAUGCAGGUCUUGUGGUCUACUGCCUACAUAGGCAGCUGCCUUCCUAACUGAAAUGGAAACUCAAAAGUCAACGAUUAAAAUGCUGUCUAUUCUAUGUGGGCAGCUCACUAGGUUUUGGAACAGAGUCUUUGUCAUUUGCACAGUUGCACUCCUUGCUCUGUGACUUUUAACAUAUUGACAUGACAAUCAAUCUAAUGCACUUAUCAGACUUGAUCAGUCAGUCUGUAAGCUUUGCCCUCUUCCUCCUCCAGUGUGUGUUUAAAUAGCAGGCCUUUACUUAUUAAAGAGAUUUAGGAUGCCUUAAUGUUCCACAAGCGUUCAGAGGAAUCGUGUAGGGCUAAAAACACUUCUCCGUUCUUAUAGUAUACCUCAUAACUGGCGUAUAUAAAAUGAGUUGCAGAUGGAUUGUGUGGUUUGGAAUGGAAACUGUUGAUGGAAUGUCCUGUGUUAAACUUAUACCACCUGCCCCAUUGACUUUCAUUGUAAGCGGACUUCUGUGAACAUGUUUUUACAAAAGCGUUGAUAAAGCUUAACUUGUUUUUAACAUGAUGAGCGAUGAGACAUUUUGUUAGUCGUUUGGCUUUCAAUGACAUAAAAACCUCUAUAAUGUUGGUUGAUAAUGGAUGAAAUCAUGUGGAGAUGUUUUCUAUUUUGUUCCUAAAUGGUUUUACAAACUCAUCUGGGCCUAAAACAAUGACAAACACUGUCUUUACCCUUCAAAAUGUCUUACUCCAUCUGUGUAUGUGAGAAAGCUACAGUGAGUGUCGUCUGCGUAUUGUCUUGUUAGAUAUAUAAAUGAAAUGUGUGUUUGAAUAUUUUCUGUAUUUCAGAUAGAAUCAUACAUUAAAACCAGACUCAUAUCAUGUCAUCAUUUUGGACUGCAGGGGCGUCCGAUCUCUGACUGUUAAGUAUUUAUUUUAAGUUAUACCAGAAUACAUUCAUGCAAUGCUGUUUUGUCCAUCUCUGUUUUCUGUUGUUUUAUUGUAUUUUUUUGUACAUAUGCCAUCUUUAAAAAUGAACAUAAAUGCCUUCUUACUGUACAGUGAAACAGUCUGUAUUAAAAUCAGGUCUCUGUUACGCUAAACUGGUCUGUUUUAUGUCAACAUCUCAAUUUUUCACUAAAAGAACAAUCAAAAAUAUUGAAUAAUUUUUUUAGAUAGAUAGAUAGAUAGAUAGAUAGAGUGGUGGCCAAAAAUAUUGGCACCCUUGAUAAAUAUGAGAAAAGAAGGCUGUGAAAAAAAAUCUGCUUUGUUCAUCCUUUUGAUCUUUCAUUCAAAAAAUUCACAAAAAUCUAAUCUUUAAUUGAAGUAAAACAAUUGAAACGGGAAAUAUCUCAUUAUUAAAUAAAUAUUUUUCUUCAAAACACGUUGGCCACAAUUAUUGGCACCCUUAGAAAUUCUUAUGCGUAAAAUAUAUCUGAAGUAUAUUCCCAUAUUUUACAUUUUUUUAGUGCACCUGGGUGACUAGGAACAUGAAAUUGUUCAGCCAUGACUUCCUGUUUCACAGGGGUAUAAAUAUGAGGUAACACACAAGCCAAAUUCCCUUAAUCAUCAAUCACAGUGGGUUAGAUUAAAAAAAUAUAGUUCUGAUGUGUGGCAAAAGUUGUUGAGCUUCACAAAAUGGGAAGUGGCUAUAAGAAAAUAGCCAGAGCAUUGAAAAUGGCCAUUUCCACCAUCAGGGCAAUAAAUAACAAGUUCCAAUCAGCUGGAGAUGUUAAGAAUCGGCCUGGAAAAGGACGUUGUGUCUAUAUUGUCUCCAUGCACACUGAGGAUGGUUCAAGUGGCCAAAGAAUCUCCAAGGAUCACAGCUGGAGAAUUGCAGAAAUUAGUUGGGUCUUGGGGUUAGAAAGUCCAAAGAAAUAUAUCAGACAUCACCUACAUCACUGCAAGUUAUUUGGGAGGGUUUAAAGAAAAAAAGCCUCUGCUCUCAUCCAACAACAAACUCAAGCGUCUUCAGUUUGCCAGACACUACUGGAACUUCAAAUGCGACCGAGUUCUAUGGUCAGAUGAAACGAAAAAAAAUAGCUUUUUGGAAGCAAACUCCAGAGAUGGGUUUGGCGCACAUAGAGAUGAAGGAGUACCCAAUGCUCACGGUUAAAUAUGUUGCUGGAUCUUGAAUGUUGUGGGGCUGUUUUUCUGCCUGAGGUUCUGAACAUCUUGUUCGGAUACAUGGCAUCAUGGACUCUAUCAAAUACCAACAGAUAAAAAAUCAAAACCUGAUUGUCUCUGCCAGAAAGCUUAAAAUGGGCCCUGGUUGGAUCUUCCAGUAGGACAAUGAUCCAAAACAAACAUCAAAAUCAACACAAAAAUGGUUCACUGACCACAAAAUCAAGGUUUUGCCAUGGCCAUCCCAUUCCCCUGAACUGAAUCCCAUAGAAAACCUGUGUGGUGAACUGAAGAAGAAAGUAAGCCAACAUGACCUCUGAAUUUGAAGGAUCUGAAGAGAUUCUGUAUGGAGGAAUUGUCUCAGAUCCAUUGCCAUGUGUUCUACAACCUCAUUAGGCAAUAUAAGAGAAGAAUCAGAGCUGUUAUCUUGGCAAGGAGAGGUUGCAAAAAGUAUUGAAUAAAAGGAUGCCAAUAAUUAAGGCCACUGUAUACAGACAGAUAGAUAGAUAGAUAGAUAGAUAGUUUGUACAAUGUGAAUUAUACCCCUCAGCAUAAUUAACCCUUGUGCAACCUUCGAGACAUUUUUGUCUUUUUCAUUUUUGUUUUUUCGAUCAAUUUGACUGUUAAUGCCAACGGCAUAAAUUUAGCCAAAGGUGUGUAUUUUUGGGGGAAUUUUGAUAUUUCAACCUCAGUUCCUAUAAUACAUCUAUAAUACACUGUGUACACAAAAUAGUUACACUCAGGACCUUCAGGACAAAAAUGUCCCCAUUGAAACCCAUUAAAACAAUAUUUGCAGUAUUUGAUCCCAGUGCCAUUAAAGCAUAAAAUCAUGAAUUCUAUGAUAUUAUGAUUUCAUUCCGGAGCACUGGCUUCAAAUUUUAAUUUUUUUUUUUUAUAUUUUCCACCAGAUGGCGCCAUUUUUCUCAUGUUUAGCCUAUGGAGCAAAUACAUGCUUUUCCCCUAUUUUCUGUUUGCUGUAUUAUAGAGCACUGCAGGCCAAUUGAGUAAAUGAUGCAGCUAAUAUUGUGUGUGUGUUGGUAUGGAUGUCAGAGUGUGUUUUGUGUGUAAAAAAAAACAAAAGUGGCAUUAUAUAAACAAACUGGCAUUUAAAGGGUUAAAAUCCUGAAAAUGAAUGAAUAUUUGGUAGUUAUGAUCAGGACUGAUGUUGGUUACAAAAUUAACUUAUUGAAAUCCCUGUACUUGCUUGUUUUGAUUAUUGGGGGGGGUUACCUCCCCCUCAUCCCCCCUGGAAUCUAAGCCACUGCUUAUAACUAUAAUUAUAUUUAUUCUGCAGGUUUUAUAUGUGAUAAAGUGUGUGUGUUGUACACUUAAAUGAUGAUGAUAUGAGGUUCAGGCUGAUUUUACUAACAAAAUAAUGUGAAAAUAAA
This is a messenger RNA of Myxocyprinus asiaticus (Chinese sucker), 9847 nucleotides long. RefSeq names its product diacylglycerol kinase delta-like. The coding region runs from base 2002 to 5244 and encodes 1080 amino acids. Lineage: Eukaryota; Metazoa; Chordata; Actinopteri; Cypriniformes; Catostomidae. The record is from RefSeq and is a predicted model, not a curated record. Gene Ontology annotation, biological process: diacylglycerol metabolic process; intracellular signal transduction; lipid phosphorylation. Gene Ontology annotation, molecular function: ATP-dependent diacylglycerol kinase activity; protein heterodimerization activity; protein homodimerization activity. The transcript is spliced from 32 exons.